Messenger RNA from Salvelinus namaycush (lake trout), 1599 nucleotides. RefSeq names its product neuronal acetylcholine receptor subunit alpha-3-like. Gene Ontology annotation, biological process: regulation of membrane potential; monoatomic ion transmembrane transport; chemical synaptic transmission. The transcript has 6 exons. The record is from RefSeq and is a predicted model, not a curated record. The coding region runs from base 169 to 1599 and encodes 476 amino acids. Gene Ontology annotation, molecular function: acetylcholine-gated monoatomic cation-selective channel activity; transmembrane signaling receptor activity. Gene Ontology annotation, cellular component: neuron projection; synapse; postsynaptic membrane. NCBI's taxonomy places the organism in Eukaryota, Metazoa, Chordata, Actinopteri, Salmoniformes, Salmonidae.
CUCAUCUCAGGCUGUUUGUCAUCUAAGGGGGAAGACAGGCUGUUCAGGAAUUUAUUCAGGCGAUACAACCAGUUCAUCAGACCAGUGGAGAAUGUCUCUGACCCUGUCACCGUGGAGUUUGAGGUCUCCAUAUCCCAACUGGUCAAAGUGGAUGAAGUCAAUCAGAUUAUGGAGACCAAUUUAUGGCUGAGACAUGUCUGGAAUGACUACAAACUGAAAUGGGUUCCCAUCGAGUAUGACGGACUUGAGUUCAUUCGUGUGCCCUCCAAUAAGAUCUGGAGGCCGGACAUCGUCCUCUACAACAAUGCUGUGGGAGAUUUCCUGGUUGAGGACAAGACCAAAGCUCUGCUGAAGUUUGACGGCACCAUCACCUGGAUCCCCCCCGCCAUCUUUAAAUCCUCCUGCCCCAUGGACAUCACCUACUUCCCCUUCGACUACCAGAACUGCUCCAUGAAGUUUGGCUCCUGGACCUACGACAAGGCCAAGAUUGACCUAGUGCUCAUAGGGUCAAAGGUGAACCUCAAGGACUUCUGGGAGAGUGGCGAGUGGGAGAUUAUCGACGCGCCGGGCUACAAACACGACAUCAAGUACAACUGCUGUGAGGAGAUCUACCCAGACAUCACCUACUCUUUCUAUAUCAGACGCCUGCCUCUCUUCUACACCAUCAACCUCAUCAUCCCCUGUCUCCUCAUCUCCUUCCUCACCGUCCUCGUCUUCUACCUCCCCUCUGACUGUGGAGAGAAGGUGACCCUCUGUAUCUCUGUCCUCCUGUCCCUCACUGUGUUCCUCCUGGUCAUCACCGAGACCAUCCCGUCUACGUCUCUGGUCAUCCCCCUCAUCGGGGAGUACCUCCUCUUCACCAUGAUCUUCGUCACUCUCUCCAUCGUCAUCACCGUGUUUGUGCUGAACGUCCACUACCGUACGCCUAUGACCCACACCAUGCCGGCCUGGGUCCGGUCUGUGUUCCUGGGGUUGCUGCCCAAGGUGCUGCUCAUGAGGAGGCCUGUAGACGAGGGCUGCCCCUCCUCCUUGGGGAGUGGGAGAGGAGAUGGAACAGGAGGUGGGAGUAUUGGAGAUGGGGGUGUAGGAGGAGGAGCGAGUGGAACGGGGAAGAAGAGGAAGAACAGUAUUGGGGGAGGAAUAGGGGGCGGGUGUGUGCAGGUGGACGGGGGUGCGGUCAGCGCCGAAACAGGGCAGGCGGGGGCGAUGAACUGUGUGGAGUACGGCGAAGUGCAGAACAAGCCGAAUUUCCCCUGUAAGGGGAAAGAGGUGCCCAUCCCCACCAUACCCCCGGUGGUGCCCCCUCUUGCCCCCUCUGAUCCGGACCUAUCCAAACUGCCCCGAGCGCUCAGCAGCCCGCCCAACGUCAACGCAGUGGUGGCCUUCUCCGUGGUGUCACCAGAGAUCAAACAGGCCAUCGAGAGUGUCAAGUACAUCGCUGAGAACAUGAGAACACGCAACAAGGCCAAAGAGGUGGAAGAUGACUGGAAGUACGUAGCCAUGGUGAUUGACAGGAUCUUCCUGUGGGUGUUUGUGACUGUGUGUAUCACUGGAACUCUGGGACUGUUUCUUCAGCCUCUCAUCAGCUUCUUCACAUGA